AUGGCGCCCAUCACAGUCCACAACUCGCUGAAGCCCGGCACGCCUGUGCCCUUCGUACCGAGGGAGGAAGGCAAAGUCUCUUGGUACGCUUGCGGGCCUACAACUUACGAUUUGAGCCAUCUGGGUCAUGCUCGUAACUAUGUCUCAACCGACAUCAUCCGCCGUAUCCUAAUGCACCACUUUGGCUUCAAGGUGAAGUUUGUGAUGAACUACACAGAUGUGGAUGACAAGAUCAUCAUCAAAGCACGCAGAAAGCGACUGCUCGAGCUCGAAAAGGAGAAGCUCUACACACCGGAUCAAAUACGACAGCUCGUUUUCAAGGCUUUCCAGGCUUAUGCCAGUAGCAACCUUCCUCUCUUAACCGGAGCAGGUCAAUCGGCGCUAGAUGAGCACAACUACCAUGAAAGGAGAGACGCUGCGUACGGCAGCGUCCUCGCUGGCGGCACACUCUCAGGGGAGGGCAAACCUGGUGACGCUGAGGCGAAGCUCAAGAUGCACCUCAGCAACACGGACUCAGCGGCAAAGUCUCUGAGAGAUGGAUCCGGAUUUGACGGCGCCGAAGAGGUUCUCCUUCCGUAUCUUGACUCCCUAUACAAGGAGACAAUCGACACUAGCGACCAGACCAUAUUCACAGAUCUCACGAAGGCAAUGGAGAAAGCUUUCAACGACGACAUGGAAGCUUUGAAUGUGCUCCCUCCAGAUGCUGUGACUCGGGUCACGGAGUACGUCCCGCAGAUUGUGGCCUUCGUUCAGCAGAUCGUGGACAAGGGGUUUGCAUAUGAGGCCAAUGGUUCCGUCUACUUCGAUAUUGCGGCAUUUGAGAGAGCAGGUAACACGUACGCUCGACUACGGCCCGAGAGCAAAAACGACCAGGCAUUGCAGGAGGAGGGCGAGGGGUCCCUGUCCAAAAGCUUAGAGGGGAAGAAGCGGUCCGGAGACUUUGCCUUGUGGAAACGGUCGAAGCCUGGUGAGCCGUACUGGCCUAGUCCUUGGGGCGCUGGUCGCCCCGGUUGGCACAUUGAAUGCUCGGUCAUGGCUUCAGACAAGCUCGGUGAACAGAUGGACAUCCACUCUGGUGGUAUUGAUUUGGCUUUCCCCCACCACGACAACGAGUUGGCUCAGAGCGAGGCAUACUUCCACCAAUCCGGCAAAGGCGAACACACCUGGGUCAAGUAUUUCCUGCACAUGGGACACCUCUCAAUCGCAGGGAGCAAGAUGUCGAAGAGUCUCAAAAACUUCCAGACAAUACAAGAUGCCCUCGCGACGACAUACACCGCUCGCAACAUGCGCAUUGUGUUUCUGAUGGGCCGCUGGAAUGACGGAGUCGAGAUCUCACAGGACAUGAGGAAGCAGGCGGACAACUGGGAAAGCACGAUUGAUAACUUCUUCACCAACAUCAAGGCGAAAUUGGCGGAGGCUGGGUCAACCGCAGAUGGAAUCAAAGAUCUGUCUCUGGAUGACACCAAGGCCAAGGGCCUGAUCGACGAGCUCGAGCAGGCCAAGAAGGAUUUAGACGCGGCCCUCCGGAACUCUUUCGAUACACCCGGCGCCAUGCAGAUUAUUCUUCGGCUCGUUAGGGACGCCAACAUUUACAUGAACGACAAGUCUACUGAGCCGAGUUUACAUGCUCUCGAGUCAGUUGCUCGGUGGGUUACCAAGAUCGUAGGCAUUUUCGGUCUUGAUGCCGCCGCUGGGCCCCCAUAUGAUGGCCUUGGAUGGUCGUCUGCAGAUGCCGCCUCCACUGCCAACCUCGAACCCCUGACCGCCGUGAAGCCUUACGCGGCGGCAUAUGAGAAGGUCAAAGCCGAUAUCGAGGCAUUGAACCUGUCCGAACCGUCAAUUCGCAGCCUGCUCCAGCAACAGACACCAGAGACCGAGUUUGUCGAGCUCGAGAAGAGCGGAGAACGGGACCUGGAAAAGCUGGCUCUUCCCUAUCUUCGCGCAACCUCCCGCCUGCGUGACGAGCUACGCGCGAUUCUGUCGGGCCUCGAUACCAACGCGAAGCAGGCAGUCCUUGCGCUAAGUGAUCGGAUCCGCGAUUAUGACCUCACCGAUUUGGGCGUCCAGCUUGACGACCAGACAGACAAGCCCAGUCUCAUCAAGUUUGUACCAGCCUCUAAACUGAUUGCUGCACGCGAAGAGAAGGCCGCCUUGCUAGCUGAGAAGGCUAGGUUGAAGGAAGAAGCACGGAAAGCCAGAGAGAAGGCAGAGGAAGAGAAGUGGGCGAAGGCCAAAGUCCCUCCGCAUGAGAUGUUCAAGGGCGAUGGGAAGUAUCAGGCAUGGGAUGCCGAGGGUCUACCGACCAAGUUGGCGGACGGCAGCGAAGUGCCCAAGAGCCAGGUGAAGAAGCUGAAGAAGGAGUGGGAGAAGCAAAAGAAGCUGCACGAGGAGUACCUGGCGAAGUUCGGCACGACCGCCUAACGGGUGGCUUAUUAUGGACUCACUAGCCGGAAGUCUCCCACGUGCUCCUCGGACGUUCGUUAGUGCGGCUAGUCUGGUCCAAAGUCUCUUCUGGCCAAGAUGGAAAAGAUGAAAGUGUUUGAGCUGGUAUAGCAUCCCUCUUUAGAUGGUGAAGAACGUACAAAGCAGACUUCAUAGAUGGAUUGAUUUAUUAACGAACGCUUUGAAUUUAAGCUUCAGCCUGGAACGAGCACUGCAUCUCCUAUUGCCCGUAUCCCUGUCCGUAUGGACUUCCACCGAGCGCGGGGGGCAGGGGCCCUUCAAUACACUAGCCUCGGUUACCAGGCAGAGCAGUCGUGUGUCGUCGGCCAUCUGGUUCACCGACAUUCUAAUGGCACUGAGUGGACGACUGAUAUCUCGCGAUCCUAUUUAGAGACAUACGAU
This is a messenger RNA of Chaetomium strumarium, 2844 nucleotides long. RefSeq names its product tRNA synthetases class I (C) catalytic domain-containing protein. Lineage: Eukaryota; Fungi; Ascomycota; Sordariomycetes; Sordariales; Chaetomiaceae. The coding region runs from base 1 to 2421 and encodes 806 amino acids. The record is from RefSeq and is a predicted model, not a curated record. Gene Ontology annotation, biological process: cysteinyl-tRNA aminoacylation. Gene Ontology annotation, molecular function: cysteine-tRNA ligase activity; ATP binding. The transcript is spliced from 8 exons. Gene Ontology annotation, cellular component: cytoplasm.